This is a messenger RNA of Stegostoma tigrinum, 5782 nucleotides long. It is a transcript of the gene nek10, whose product is annotated as NIMA-related kinase 10. Gene Ontology annotation, biological process: protein phosphorylation. The record is from RefSeq and is a predicted model, not a curated record. Bases 134 to 3787 code for a protein of 1217 amino acids. The transcript is spliced from 38 exons. Gene Ontology annotation, molecular function: ATP binding; protein binding; protein serine/threonine kinase activity. NCBI's taxonomy places the organism in Eukaryota, Metazoa, Chordata, Chondrichthyes, Orectolobiformes, Stegostomatidae.
UGGCUGCGAGUGCCUAAGGCUGGUGAAAAGUAAACGGAGCUGCUUGGUUUGGAGAGGGAGAGGGAGAGGGAGAACCACAGGCAACACCAUGAGAAUCCGGAAUGUUUUAACUCUGUCUCACUGAAGUUAUAAAAUGCUUGAGCAAGACAAGAAGACCAAAGUUGCAGUGAAAACGGCAGAUGCCAAACUCAAAAGAAGUCUAGACAAAGAAUAUUCAGAUCUUAAGCGACUACUUAAUCUUUUGAAUGUACCAGCAAGCAAGCAACAGCUGCCAGCUUUAAAUGUUGACAAAGGCCGUGGAAUAGUAACUAAAUCACAACAACAGCGUUUUGUUCAAGGCAAACAAAAUGAUGGAAUUCGAUACGGGGAGCAACAACAGCAGUCAACUGAAGCUGUGGAACUUGAAACUUUUAGUGUCAAUUACAAAAAUGAAAGAAAGUUCAGUUGUCAUCCUCAUCACAAGCUCUUUUUGGAGAUUUUCGUUGCCCUUGUAAAGCAGAGGCUAACCUGCAGGCAAUGGGUGGACAGAGUUCCACCUGCUAAUUUUCUCCGGGUGUUAAUCUGUCUGAGAUUAAUAAUGAGGGAUCCAUUUUAUCAGAAAAUUUUCAGUGAACUUGGAGGAGUUGAAAGCUUGGCGCAGUAUAUGGAAACAGUGGCAAAUGGAUAUCUCGGAUAUGGAGGACAACAGUUUGUGGUUGACAGAUUGGUCACUGUGACAAAUAUUUUUCAAAAGCUAGCAGCUGUUGUAGAACAAAGAGAAUGGGUAAUUGCAUGUGGAGCCCACAAGACCCUAGUAAAGCUAUUGGCAGCCAAGCACAAUAAUGUACUACUGGGUGCUCUCCUUGCUCUUACCAGCUUGGCUGAAAGCCCAGAGUGCAGAGUGAAGAUAGGUGAACUCACCAUUGUAGAAAAUUUGUUAACAAUUUUACAAGAAUAUGACUUGCUGUCAAAAAGAAUGACUGCUGAGCUGCUUCGUCUACUCUGUGCAGACUCUCAAGUGAGAGAACAGGUGAAGAUCUAUGAAGGAAUUCCCAUUCUGCUUAGUUUGCUGCAUUCUGACCAUCUCAAAUUGCUGUGGAGUGUUGUAUGGAUUCUAGUUCAGCUCUGUGAGGAUCCGGAUACCAGCACUGAGAUUCGAUUGUGGGGAGGCAUCCAACAAUUCCUUCACAUUCUACAAGGAGAUAGAAAUUUUGUAUCAGAUCGUUCCUCAAUUGGAAGUUUGUCUAGUGCUAAUGCUUCAGGAAGAAUUCAACAACUUCAGCUGUCUGAGAAACUAAGCAUACAAGAAAUUCAAGAGAAUACAUUAUCUUUGCAAGAAGCAUGUUGUGCUGCUAUCACUGAGCUGGUACUUAAUGAUACAAAUGCUCAACAGGUUGUACAGGGGAAUGGCAUUUAUGUGAUAGGGAAGCUAAUCCUGCCAAGAAAACAAAAGAAUGCACUAAAAGCAGAUACCUUGCAGUGCUAUGCUUUUAGAGCUUUGCGUUUUCUGUUCAGCAUGGAAAGGAACAGACAAUUGUUCAAAAGAUUAUUUCCUCCUGACAUGUUUGAGAUGUUCAUUGAUGUUGGACAUUAUGCCCGUGAUAUCCAUGCAUAUGAAAACUUGGUCAUUAAGUUAAACUCUUUAACUACUGAUGAACUAAAACAAAUCACUGAAAAUAUAGAAGGAGUUAAUCAAAAUAAAGCCCCAACAAAAUUUAUUGGUAAUUAUGCCAUUUUAGACUAUCUUGGGAGUGGAGCAUUUGGUAAUGUCUGUAAGGUUAGGAAAUACAGUGGACAGAAUCUGCUAGCGAUGAAAGAAAUUAAUUUGCACAACCCAGCUUUUGGAAAAGACAAAAAAGACCGUGACAGCAGUGUAGAGAAAAUUGUGUCUGAACUCACAAUAAUUAGAGAACAGCUCCAUCAUCCAAAUGUAGUGAAAUAUUACAAGACUUUUAUAGAAAAUGAUCGUUUGUACAUAGUUAUGGAACUUAUCGAAGGAGCACCCCUUGGUGAGCACUUUAAUUCUCUCAAAGAAAAGCAACAAAAGUUUACAGAAGAAAGAAUAUGGAAUAUAUUUAUACAAAUAUGCCUUGCAUUGCGUUAUUUGCACAAAGAAAAAAGAAUUGUCCACAGAGAUCUUACACCGAACAAUAUCAUGCUGGGUGAACUAGACAAGGUAACAAUAACUGAUUUUGGCCUUGCAAAACAGAAACAAGAAAACAGCAAAAUGACUUCAGUUGUUGGGACUAUACUAUAUUCCUGUCCAGAAAUAGUGAAGAGCGAACCUUAUGGAGAGAAGGCAGAUAUUUGGGCAGCAGGAUGCAUUCUGUAUCAAAUGGCGACUUUAAAUCCUCCAUUUUACAGUAGUAACAUGCUCUCCUUGGCAACAAAGAUUGUAGAAGCAGCCUAUGAACCAAUACCAGAAGGACUCUAUUCUCACAAAGUUUUCAAAACUAUUAAAAGGUGUUUGACCCCUGAUUCAGAAGAACGACCAGAUGUUGUGGAAGUAAGUGCAAUGAUUUCAGAUAUUAUGAUGAAAUACAUGGAUAACUUAUGCACAAUGCAGAUAACAAUGGAAAAGAAGCUUGAUCGGGAGAGAAGACGCACACAGAGAUAUUUCAUAGAAGCUAACAGGAAUGUAAUGAAUUACCAUCAUCAGAUCUCCAUGCUAUCACAAGACCAUUAUGAUAAGUCAAGACUUGGAGGCAGCAGUGGAACAGCCAUCAUGAAGAGUGAAUCAACAGAAACCAGUGACAGCCCAUUAGAUGACACACACACACAGCAUAAUAAAAAUGGGGAUGAGAGACUGAAUGAUGCAGUAUUUAUUGAGAACAUUAAUUCUGCUGAGAACACAGAAAAAGAUAUAUGUCUAGAAAUGGAUGAUGAAUUGAACAUUUCAGAUCACUUUAGCAGUUCCAGUCCAAGCCCCAUAAAGAAUUCCACGCUGGGUCAGAGUUCUUCCUCUAGCUUCUUUAUUCAGGGACAAUUACCUCAGUCACUGUCAGGAGCAGAGACUGCACACCUUAACAACAGUCUACAGUCACAUUCCCUUGAAAGCCCUGGCUGCCUUGAUAUAACAGCUACUCUACCAAGAAGCAUCAGUUCUAUUGGCACUGAGAGUCAAUACCAAGUUGAGGCUGAAGGAAAGCCAAGAAGAUCAAAUACCAAAUCUCGACCAGAUCUCCUACAACUAGGCUUACUUCUGCCAUUACCUUCUGUUGGAAUCAGAGCUUGCUUGAAGAGAACAGGAAAUUCCUUAAGCUCAGGGUGGCAAUGCCAUAGUCUACCAGAUGUAGUGCUUCGAAGGCUGAAGGAUCAUGCAUCUGCUGGAAUAGCAGUGUCUCAACGGAAAGUGCGCCAAAUCAGUGACCCAAUUCAACAGAUUCUCAUUCAGCUGCACAAAAUCAUCUAUAUCACACAGCUUCCACCUACUUUACAUCACAACUUUCGAAAAAGUGUUAUUGAAAGGUUCAAAAAGUCAUUAUUCAGUCCACAGAGCAAUCCCUGCAACUUGAAAGCAGAGCUUAAAAAGGUCCUUCAAGGGUCCCCUGAACUGAUUGAACUGAACUUUGUGACAGCAGAUUGUAAUUUAAUGCGACAAACAUCAAGAGAAAAUGCAGCAUUCCCUGGAGAUAGGGCAGUCAAUACAUAUAGCUAUGAAUAUGAAGAUGGAAUAACAUAUGAGCAGAUGCAGACUAUGAUUGAAGAAGUUCUGAUUGAAAGUGGUUAUUACGAUAUCCUGAACACUGUUAACAGGAAUUACACUUAUCCAUGGGCAAUGAAGAACCAUUUGACUGCACGCCGAUAGUCUUCUUUUCAGAUCUUCAUAAAAAUUCAUCAACAGAACUGCCUGCGCACAGGAUUGUAGGAAGGAAUAUGCAUUCAUCACUUGAAAAGCACAUUGAACUGUUAAAUAUAUAUGAAUAGGAGGUAUUACAUUCACAAAUACGAUGCAGUGUACAUCAUACAUAUUUCCUAUCCAAUAUUUUAUGUUUUCAGCAAACUGAAUUGCUUCAAAGUGAUUUCUGUUUUCAUCGUUUAAAAUGCUUAAGAAUUGGAUUCAGUUAUUAAUGUGAUUUGUGAAGUUUAUUCAAUUUGGCAAGGUUAACAUUGAUUUGAUACAAAAUAUUGUGAAAAUGAGCUCAGACUAGCAUUGAUGUCAUAGCUGAAUAAUGCUGUUUGUUCUCAUAACCUUUUGCUUGAAUUUCUUAACAGACUCAAUAAUCAAUAUAAAGAAUGAUUUUUUUACAGUUCAUUACACUGGCUUUAAGUGAAACAAUCGAGAAAACUAUGAGGAUCCAUCUUAGGAGAUUGAUUAUCAUCAUGUUUAGCCAUAAGCAACAUCUAUUAUCUAUUUAGUUUAAUAAGCACAUUAUUGACAUGAUUUUUAUGCUUGUGUGUAAAAUUAUUAAUAAGAUGUGAGACUAUUUAUGCAGGAAAUGCAGCACAAGGCAUGGUUUAGAUAAGUUCUGCCGAUUCAAAACCACCAACGAUCUAGUCAAUGUUUCCUGUUUGUCCAUAUAAUACAUAUGCAAGUAAUUGAUUUUUUUCAAAUCGACCUUCAAUAUUUUGAGAUAAUGAAUUCCUCAUGAAAGGAGUGGUCAUAUUUUGUGUUUAAAAGCUGUAACAACUUCCCUUGCAGCGUAAAGAGAGCAAGACACUAGCAAUUUGUUCAAAGAAAAGUUCCCAGCCAUUGUACUAAGGGAAAAUGUAUUAAAAUUAGCUGUAUUGAAAUCUUUUCAGUGAAGAAUAAAAGGAUAGCUAAAUAAGAACAUCAAGUUUCCACAAAUAUGGUUAGAUAAUCAAUGUGUACGACCAAAACUGACCAAUAUUGCAACAUUAUAAUUAUAUAUUUUUUCCUAAACUAGGAAAGAAAAGACUGCAACUGAUAUUUCUAUUUAAGAAUGAAAAAUGUUAAAAUUUUUCAUUUUCUAUUUAUCUCCUGCUUUAUUAAUAGAUUGUCAGCCUCAUUUAUUUGUGUUAUUAAAGUCUUGUUAUGUUGCUGCCUAAUAAGAACCUGCCAUAGCAUAUACAAUGAAUGGUUUCAAUGUAUAUAAGCAUCAACUAUUUCUUUAUAGUUUAUCUGAAAGCGUCAGCACAUUUAUCAAAAUGUAAGACAAUAUGUUUUGAGAAAAAAGGGACUGCUUCUAUAAUUUUCUGACAUGUUACAGUAUUUACUCUAUAAUGUAACUGCAAAUGUUGGAUCAAAUGUAAAACCAGUACAAACAGUGGCUGUGCCUUCAUUCAUAAGGAAAGUCCCAAUAGUUGAUGACUGUCUCCUAAAGUUAUUACAACCAAAAAUAAUUCAAACACUGUUCAAAAGUAGAAGUCUUUUCAAAAAACUUUCCUACUUUGUUAUACUGUUAGAUGGAUUGAGCUCACAUCAUAGGGUGCACUGAUAUUACUGUUCAUCAGUAAUGUAUGCUCAUAUGUGACUUAUUUUCUUAGUAAGUUGCACUUCAUUGUGAAUCUACCAUUAUUACUAAUGCACAAAAGUCACUUAUAGAUUCCAAAACCUGUGAUUACUGUAACACAGUCAUCAUAAACAAUUUUUGUCAAUUCUCCAAAGUCUAAUGCUUGCUGGGAUUUGAGUCUACCUUGAAAAUUGUGACUCAGGUACGUCACUUUAAGCAGCAAGAAAGAACUUGCUACGUGUCAUUAUUAACUUUUUGAUUGUUCAUGUAACAAUAAUGGCAUGGUAUUACACUUAAGUGGAUCUUUAAGGAAAUACAUUUUUAUUUAAACAUACAAUUUAAAUAUUGCUCACUUGUGCUGUGCAAAUUGAGUGAUUAAGUGUAUUUAA